Molecule: messenger RNA, 2473 nt
Organism: Colossoma macropomum (tambaqui)
Lineage: Eukaryota; Metazoa; Chordata; Actinopteri; Characiformes; Serrasalmidae
Exons: 19
Coding region: 115-2355 (746 amino acids)
Source: RefSeq, a predicted model, not a curated record
CAGGUGUGUGAACAUCAGAAGCUUCAGUUUGAGCCAGUUCUGGGUUUAAAACGCAUUUCUGAAGAACACAGUUAUCAACGUUUAUGUUUGUAUAUUAUAUUGGCUUAGUUUAAAAUGCAUUAUGAAAAAAUGAAUCGCGUCUUUUUGUUUGGAUUGUUCUCUAUAACACUAGUUCACUCUGCGCUGAACGGAAUGUUUAAGACCGAGUGCCGCGAUCGUCAUUUCUGGCUGACUGUAAAGUCGCACUUCCUAGGAAUCAAGUUCUGGUUUGAAGUGCAAGGAAAGUCUGGUGUGCGUCCAAUUGAGGGUCAGUGGGCAGCGGAGUGCGGAUACACGGUGCAGCUGGACUCUUGGGGAGACCUCACACUCCGCGCUUCGUACCUGGCCUGCGCAGUGGACAACCAGGGUGACUCUGAGUUCCGGCUGAUGUUGUGGUUUGUGAACGAAGGUGCCGAUGGAGAGGGAAUGUCCCACCAUCCUCUACUGCUGUCCUGUAGCCUUGUGGAGCCAUGGCGCCCCCGAGAGAUCAUCUGUGAGAACAACUACAUGGAGGUAUCUGUGGAGAAACAGGUUCCUGCUGAUAAUCACAGAGGAACCGAGCGGAUCUUUCCAGCUCCUGCAGACGAUAUGCUGCGUGAAUGGCGUGUGUUAUUCCGUGUGCCUGAUCUCCAGCAGCACCCAGGCACCGGCUGGCCUCCGCUGAAGGAGGAGAUUAUACCUGUAAACCUGGUGCACCUGCUGGGUUACAGCAUCAAUACCACAGCAACCCGCAUCAUCCUGCGCUGCAGCUACGGGUCCCGACUGGCGUACACACUGCAGGGCGGUGAUGUUACAGUAGAAGUGGUCAGCACUACCAUCAUAUACAGACAUCACUGGACGCUGCUCAGAGUGGACAUGUCAGUGGCCUGCACCACAACUCAGGGCAGUUUGGAUGGAGCAGAUGUUGUGUGGACUUUGCCCUGGCUGCUGCCCCCCCUGGUGGUGCCCCCAGUCGGUCAGAAGAAUCUGAAGGUGGCAGUGGGGGGGCGCUACAUCACCCAGUGCGUGGCACGUCACCGUGGUUACAGGAUCCAUGACAACAACAACACUGUUGAGAUCCGCAUCCCAUUUGGAGCUGAAGGAGGACGACUCAAGAGUGGUGUAUCUGCAGGUGUUUAUCUUCAUCUGUACGAGGUGGAUGUGGAGCUGCUGAGAGAGUGGCAGGAUUCAGCCUGGAAACAAACCCAGCAGCGCACCUUCAGAACCCUGAGAGUCCACCAGAACAGCCCCAUCAACAUCUCCAACUACAUGGCGCCCUCUGGUGGAGAGCUGGUGCUGUCUGUCGGGGAGUUCCUUUCUGACGUGAUGUUGGUAAACGUGACCGUAGCAGGACGGAGGUUUAGUUUGGAGGAAGCUGAGCGGAACGCGGUCCGAAUCUCUCAGGUUCCUUUCCCCAAUGGCACACACUCCUACCUGCUGCAGGUGCCCUUCACACACCCCCUUAUCACACAGCAGUAUUUGGGUAAAGGCCACAGGAACUAUUCUCUCUCUGUGCUUUUCUCCUUCCUGCUUUCUCCUGAUGGAGAAACCUUCCACAUUCCUGCUAAUGUCCACUCCAGCCUGCAGGACGUGGUGGUUCCAUGGUUGAAGGGCGAGUGUACGGAGCGUGGUGUGCGGAUCCUGGUGCGUUAUGGGAAUUUGCGGGGAGAGUGGAGUGUGUAUGUGGGCGGACUGAGGCUGGACUGGCAGCUGGUUAAGGAUGGACAGUACGUUCUGGAUACCACAGGGGAGUUCAUCACCGUGGAGAUCCCGCUGUACGCUCCAGGGAUGGACUACAGGGGUUUGGACCUGCGUGGUCUGGCGGUCAGUGUGUGGGUUAGUUUGGUCCACAUGGAGACGCUGGAGGAGUUCACUCACCUGCAGGAGUGUGUGAUGCCUGUGGAGGAACUGCUCGUGUGUCUGCCGGACGGUCAGAUGGUGGUGCUGUUGGACAUGUCUCGUGUUUUGCCUUCUGUGGAUCCUAAACACACUGCCCUGCUGGACCCGUCCUGCGGCCCGCUGGACACUGACCACUCUAGGGCGCUCUUCAGAUUCCCUGCAGAGUCCUGUGGAUCCACCAUUACUCACAUGGAUGGUCAUGUGACCUACACCAAUGAAGUGAGGCUCCUCUCCCCAGGCCUCUCCCAUGUCAGGCCACACCCCCACCCACACCUGUCCAACAGUGUUCCUGUGAUGUGUGUGUAUCCGGAGAGCGAGCCCCGCAGUGUGUCCAUCUACAGGCCACGGUCCACAGCGCCCCCUACUGCAGCACUCAGACCCCCGUCACGCACUCGGCACUCAGAAAUAAAACGGCGCCCUCUGCCUGCUGGAGGAUGAUAAAGCGGCCAGUGCACUGUUGCCGUGACGACAGCACCAGAUGCAGCAGCAUGGUGAAACACGAGUGGCCGUCCGGUCCGUUUGGUCGGCAGCGCCGUCGGUCACUUGCUUAGCUGAA